UUCUGUGGAAUGACACUGACCCUGAUUGACUGCGCGGUCCUGUCUCAUGCCAUCGGACUCUGUGAUACAAUAAAACACCUCAACCUGCAGGACUGCCACAUUCAGUGUGAAGGAAUCCAGCGGCUGGGACCCGGGCUGCACAAGUGCCAGGAGUUGAGACUGAACAAUAAUAAACUGGGAGAUUCAGGAGUGAAACUGGUGUCUGCGGCUCUGUGGAAUCCGGAUUGUAAAAUACAGACACUGGAGCUGAUCAAUGUCGGUCUCUCAGAUUCUGGUGCCGAGGAUCUCGUCUCCGCUCUCAGUACAAACCCAUCACUGACGGGGCUGAACCUGGGAUCAAACUCGCUGACAGACCGAUCUGUCCCCGCUCUCCGCCGCCUCAUACUGACCCUCCCGAGUCUGAAGUGGAUCGGGCUGGGGGGGAAUCGGUUCAGUGAGACCUGGGGGAAGGAACUGAGAUCUCUACAGGAACCCAGACCCGGACUGAGAGUGGAUCUGUGAACAUCUGAAUGUGGUGAAUCGGUUCAGUGAGACCGGGAUGAAGGAACUGAGAUCUCUACAGGAACCCAGACCCGGACUGAUGGUGGAUCUGAAUGUGUGAACAUCCCCGCCCGCGGGAUGGGGACAUUUGGCCGACUCCCCGCCCUCCCCUUUAAAUCCCGCCCUUACCUUUAAC
Hypanus sabinus (Atlantic stingray) is the source of this 676-nucleotide messenger RNA. RefSeq names its product ribonuclease inhibitor-like. The record is from RefSeq and is a predicted model, not a curated record. Lineage: Eukaryota; Metazoa; Chordata; Chondrichthyes; Myliobatiformes; Dasyatidae. Gene Ontology annotation, molecular function: protein binding. Gene Ontology annotation, cellular component: cytoplasm. The transcript is spliced from 4 exons. Bases 10 to 501 code for a protein of 163 amino acids.